Molecule: messenger RNA, 4616 nt
Organism: Acanthaster planci (crown-of-thorns starfish)
Lineage: Eukaryota; Metazoa; Echinodermata; Asteroidea; Valvatida; Acanthasteridae
Source: RefSeq, a predicted model, not a curated record
AACAGGCUUCAAUUUAGCCAUUUAAUGUUCCAACAGGCUUCUUUUCCCCUCUGGAAACUCCUGCCAUUUUUGUUGAAACAGGUCACCGCUAGAUCAAACCCUGGAAGGUCAAUUUUAACAGCCAGCCAGCUAUAUUGACUCAACCAACGGUUGCUAUGCAGUAUGCCAUGGCAACGUCACCAGUUGAUCGUGGUCCACGGUCAUUCAUCAUUACACUGAGUGCUUGAAUAUUGCUGUCUUGUACAUACAUUAUUACACUUUCAUGUAGGAUAGUCAGAUGUUUUACAGAACAAAUUAUUACAUGUACAUAUACAAGUGCUAUACUUAGCAUAGAAGAUUGUGAGCGGGUGGAUCGGAUGAAGCAUGUUUCAAGUUGAAACGAAUCCAGCUCGAGCUGACUGGAUUCAACGAAGCGCCAACCCGUCAAGUAAUUUUAAAGUGGAUGGAAUAUCGAUUGCUUUCUAAAUGAGAUUCCCUCCACCCGUCUCAGCAAAUUGUUCUCAAGGGACAUUGAAGAAAGUAAACAACCCUUGGUAUCAUCAGAAACGAACACAGCUCCAUUUGAAAGUCUACAGGAAUGGGCUUGGGGAAAACGUUUCCCGUUAUUUCUGCUAUCAUUUUGCAGUUUACCUUUAUCGCUGUUGAAGCGUACACGUGCUUCGUCGGUCAAGAGCUUCAGCGGGACGCCAGUACUCAAACCCUGCUGUACCGCUGGGUGCUGACGGGGCAGUCUCCCCUCGACCCCUGCGACUGUGCUGCGUUCCGACUCGGCGGGGUGAACACGGCGGUCAGCGGUAGUUGCGUCCGUGCCUUCAACUUGUCAGAGCUCAGUAAAACUACAGAGGAGAUUCGCCGCGCCCUGGGCUGCCCAAGAGGUGAACCCCAGAGGACUUUCUUUACGGGGCCCACGGACAACGGCGGUGCCGAGGUGCUGUUCCCGUUGGGCAAAUUUGCAUCCCCGCUGCGCACCACAUUUGAGCUAAGCAUGGACGACAAAACUGACAUUCCCCGUGUUUACUUGGCUGAGUUUCCUCAAAUAACAGUGACGGAAAGGCCACCUUACAUGAUAGAAUUCCGCGCGACAGAGAUGGUCAUACACAAGCUUCAGUCCGGGGUGCCUGGUGUCACAUUCGCAGGAUAUUACGGGGCGAUACAAACGAAGGCCAUUCCCGAAGAGCUGGGCACCCGCCAAUUCACAGUCACCUGUGAAUACGAGCCCUUGCCAAUACCUGAGGUCGAAAUUGAGGUGGUCUUCGUGAAGGAGAGCGGCCUUCGGUACACGAUGGAGGCGGUCGACACACUUGCGAAGGAAGUGCACUACGUGGGUAUUUUUUCGUCCGCGCGAGCAGAAUGGAAAUUCUUGAAUCCUUGAUCCAUCAGUAGGGAUGUGAUGGGAUCUGAAUUCAAUUUAUUGUCAACUUGGCCCUCAAAAGAGCUUGAGGGAAAAAAGUGGAGAACAAUGUUUUCCAUACUGCAGUUAAAACAGAGUUUAACAACUAAUUCAAAUCUCAUACGAAGCACAAAUUACUCUCAUUUUAAUCACAGAUAUUCAAGUGCGUUGUGCAAAGAAAAAAGUCCAAUCAGUAAGUGUGACUUGUAUGGUAUUUAAAAAUAGGUGUACCUUCUCACCAAUUUUCUGUAAUAUUUAAUUAAGUUAUCUUAAAGAAGCGACCACCCCAAUGAAUCUGGUAAAACCAUGAAAUAGAUUUCAACUUCAUGAUUUCCUACAACGAAAAGAAAUUCUGCAGAUGUGUUCCAUUGCUCUUGAAAUGUCAUUAACAUCUGUCACCGUUUAUUAACAGUUCUUAGGCAGCGGACACAGUUGGACGCAAACAAAAAUAAAUAAAUUAAUUAAAAGGGACGACUUAAUGCUUAAAGGCAGAACAUAGCGUCAGUUUGCACGUUUGUUUAAACAUCCCUAACCCCAAUAACAGAACCCCAACUCCAAAAGUAAAAGGAACCAAAAUGUUACUCCAGAAGAUAGCAACUCGGUGUGAUGAGGGAUUUUGUUAUCCUGAGAGACAAGUGGUGUUUUGUGGCAUAAGUCAUUAAAUAAUAUGCUAUUUUUUGCAUCCAUCAUGCCUCAAAUCGACCGUUUCUUCAAAUCGAUUAUUAUAACAGAGUUUCUCGCAGCAGUUGUCAAUGCAACGCCACUGUAACGUUAGACGGAACAGGGACAGCGUUGCUGUGCUGCAACCCCCACAGGCUUCCAGUUCAUUAGAGAUCAUGCGCAAUGCAUCUCUGGUAAGUUAUUGAGCAUGGCGGCUGCGUGCUGCAACGCAGGUAUAACACGGACACAAUAUACUUGUUUGUAUACGGCCGACCAAGGCUUGCAGGUGACGACCUCUUGGUUUGUGGCAGGCAGCCUUGGGAUUUAGAUACACAUUAUUUUGCUCCAAUGGUGUUGACGUACGGAGUAUUGGGGGCCUGGAGCUGGAUCAAGAUGAGGGUGCAGUUUUCCUAGCAACGGAGGCUCUAUUGGUGGGAAUUGCUCUCCGCCGUUCCCGACUACUAAAUGCAAGCGUUUUAUAUAUGCAUGCUACUUCGCUUCACUCGUAUUCAGGAAAAACAGUUUGGUAUAAAAUGGGCAGGUAAUGUCUCUGUAUUCAGUGAAUCAUGACAGCAUGGUAUAACGGUGGGUCACAAACAAGUGCUGAAAUUGACAAAGUAUUAAGAGAAGAUUCGAACAAAUACCUCGAAAAACAUAAGGGUCGGGAUGAGGUGGCUUCGAAGCAAUCUGCAGUUGGCCAUUUCUACGGCGCUUUUGAAUCUCGAUGUCCUUAAGGCAGCCUCUUCAGCCGCAAUGACUUUCUUUCUUUGCGGACCGCUUAUCUGCCUCGGUCUUAUUUAUAUGUGAAAAAGUCCCUCAGCCAGUCUUACGGGAGUCUCCGAUGCAGAUUGGUUGCUUCCUCUGUGCAACGGUACGGCCUAUCUAAGGACUCUUGAACGGUCUCAAGCGCUGAUUCGGCGUUGUGACCCAGUUCAAGGGCAGCUUAUACUUUUCAUAACAGGAUCUCCAAAUGCCUACAACAUUCAAAUUGCACAAUGUUACCGGUACCCGGUUUACUGAGCUCCUUUGCUUCCAGUUUGAAUUUGAGCUCUUCUGACGUGGUAGACUCAUCUUCAGGCUUUGCAAUAGCAGUGAGGCUGGCGUCAAAGUAGCCCUUAAAUUUAUCAAAGAUGACGACCGGCUCCUGCUCAGUUGACAUGGACAUGCUAGACAACCAGGACUAUACCAGCUUUUCACAGAAAAUUGACAAGAGCGUACAUCGAUGAAUGGGGAAGAUAUCGUUCGGUUCCUUACAAAUUUAGACGCUUGAAUGGGUCUUUGGUGCUGUGCGUACCUUUAAGGAGUGUAGAAUAUGCGAAGUAGACCCCUAAGUAUGGCGGGCGUAACGAACAAAACUAAAUGCAUACCGAGCACACACAAUGAAAGUGAAUUUCACAUAGGGAUUAAUGUUGCUACGCUCCGAUAACAUUCUGAUCUGCGGUUGAUAUGUUUAACAUCGGACACAGAGACAAGAAUGAAAUUUACAGCAUGUUCACCAGUGCUAAAGUUGGUGAGUUCGCAGGCUGCGGUUACCAUUUCCUGGCGAAAGGCCAACACUGUCCACGUUCUUUAUGCUCUUAUCCCGGCAAAGUGAACGCUAAGUUGAAUUGCAAAGAGGACAAACACGGAUCUGAAUAACCGUGUUUUAAGCUCGUCGGACCACGAUCCCGUGCGAAACAUGCUCAGGGCUUGCAAGUUUUGAGUUAAUAAAACGAACCUGUUUCCUGAUCGAUUCACAGAUGGGGACGAUAAAAGAUAUAGAUUGUAUCCUUUGUUGUGAAUAACAAGGAAGACAAAGAAAAGCAUUACAGAACUAGUAGACAAGACAAAAUUCAAAAAGUCUUGCUUUACUGUUCUUAAAUUUCAGAUUAUUUUAGAAUGGCUCUGAACUACACAGUAAUGGUUCGGGGCGGGGCUUAGCAAGACAUGAUGAGAGUUUCCAAGCGAAACCCUAUUCUUUGGAUACUGACAAUUAAAACUCUAAAAAUGGUAUUCUGAAAUAGACAUGGCGCUUUUAAGGAUACAGGUUAUCUUCUUUUGGACUCUAUUAAUUUUCUAAGAAAGCAAUUUGUAGCUGAUGGAUUAACUGAAGAGGUAGAGCAAUUGAGUAUGUCCCCCACCUCCAGGCCUCUUCAUCCCUUGUCUCCCUAUAAUGAAUCUAUGGCGUAUAGGAGCUCUUUGUUUAAUCUACCUGGAAAACACGAGGCCUCAAAUGCUUGCUGGCCUCUAAAUUGGACACCAGGGACAAGUAUGCACUGCUCUUAACGGCCUUUUGUCAGUGAAGACUCAUGGUUUUGUAACACACCGUGCUUUUUUAUACCUCACGUUACCCGAUGCUCAAACUCGGCUCACUUCUCCUCACGCAAGUGGCACGUAAAUCUGUAAACAUUGUUGCCGGAUAUUGCAAGGUACACUGGUACUAAUACACCGGACCAAAACUAACAUCACGAAACGCUUGGCAGAAAUUAAGCCGGAAAUGCUUUUAAAGUUUCAGAAGAAGUCAAACGAAUCAAAAGCUACAAAUUGUGAUUAUCCAAACGCAAUUAGGUCAACCUUAAUGCGCUCU